UCAUGCUUCACAUUAUCUAUCACUCGCGAAUCACAGCCCUGUAUCUGUACACUUUUACCAUUUGGUUGUGCUCCAUGUUAUUUCUUUCAUCUAUGAAAAGCAAUCUUUAAAAGGAUACAUUUGAGCAUAUAAAUAAUAGUCAACAUUUGCAAGGUUUAAACUUUGUUAAAUUCAUCCAAAUACUUUACAUCCUGUUGUGCAUGGUUGCAACAUCUUGAGUGCACGACAGCAUGGCUGUCAAAGAAGAGAGCUCGUGAGUUUGUACAACAUGGUUUAUGUUGUAAAUAAUUGAUUUUGAUCCAUAUGCUGAUCACUUGCACGGUCGUAGAUUUCAUCCUACAGAUGGCUUAAUUCGCCCUUCGCCUCGAAAAUACUAUCGUGCUUCCAUAUGUCCAAGGUACGGAAGAUCUCCGUUGUGCGCAUUCGUGUAUGAAUCAGAUGCGAUGAUGUGGAAGUUUGUGCAUUAUCGCAGAUUCCUUGAUGGCGUCUAUUCAAUAAUCUGUUCUUGUAAAUGUCUGCCUGAUACCGUACUUGCUUGUUUGGCAGUCGUUGGCGUCUGCUGAAUGGAAUGGGGAGAUUGCUGACUUUACAUAGUCAUUGGCAGUUGCACGAUUUGUUGAGUUCUCCAAAGCAGGAUAUUGUUUACUACCCAAGUUCGCACGACAUAAUCUGUCUUAAUACCAAAUCUCGCUCCCGAGAGCUUCUCACGACUUUAAAAUACGAACCGCGAUGUUUGAUAGCCGCCAAGGAUUGGGUAUGCGCUGGAGGAGAUAGGGGUCAAUUCACGAGCUUUUAUGUAGGAGACGGAGACAGACCCGGCAAGACUGAUUCGUUUCUGGAACUUGGUGCCGAUGCCGAUGCUCGUUUACCUCUCAUCCUCCAACCAACUGCAAGAGCAAUUCAGAGGGAAUCUUCCAACGAUUCCCGAAGAUCUAGUCCUGAUGCUACUACUCCACAUGUAUCGAAGAGGGUCGGUUCUGAUGUUGUAAACUGCAUAACACUUUGGUUUCCAUCAGAAUCAUCAUUACAGACGGAAUAUACAGAUCCAGUGGCUGUUGCGGCACUCAACGAUAGUUCUGUUACUAUAUUGAGUUUACAUGACUCCGAGAUUUUAGAUACCCUCAAAUACCCUGAUUAUGUGAAUCGUGCUGUAAUAUCACCGAAAGGUGAUCUCCUCGUUGCAAUGUAGGCCUCCAAACUUUACUUGAGAAUGACAAUUGAUUAACUUUACACAGCUGCGAUGAUCCAUUCCUUUACAUUCACAAAAGACAGAUGAAGCAGGCAUCGAGGUCUCGUUUCAGCUCACAGAUGAAUGAGUACGAAUGGGUGUUCUCUGGCAGGAUUCAGCUGCAAGGGCAACGACCAGCGGAUAAAACUUCUAUGAGAGGCUCAUUCGCAUCAUGCUUUUCUCACUCGGGCAGAUAUCUUGCUGUAGCCACUCAGUAUGGGGUUAUAUCAAUUUUCUUGACCGAACUCCUUACUAGUGACGAUGUCGAUCCAUUACUAGUCACUUUCACUACAUCGCGACCUAAUGUUGAAUCUGGAGCUGUCAGAGCCAUGGAAUUCUCGCCAAACUCCUUCGAUCUCCUUGCUUGGACUGAAGCCAACGGGCGCAUUGGGGUAACAGAUGUACGGGAUUUGUUUACUUCUAGGCAAAUAAUCGAUAUCGAUUCUCGUGGGGAUGGCGUUGAACGGGUUUGGGUGAUAGAGCGCUCAAAUGAACCUAUGACGAUAGAAGCUAGGAUUGAUGCAAGGCUUCGUGCUUUCCGUACUGAGUCGCCCUCUGAGGCUUCUGCAAACGCAAUACCAGACUAUCUUGGCUUGGAUUUUGAGCGACAGCAACUAAGGAAUCUUACUCGCGAUUUGACAGAUAGACACCAACUUCCGCCAACCCUUGAUGAAAUGGAGAUAUUACAGGCACAUCGAAUGGCCCGCCGGCAGAGAGACGCAGCACGUGAAGCCCAAACGCAAGCAAGCAGCUCCAGAUGGGGCACCUUGGAUGGAGAAAGAUCGGUGAAUACAUCGACAACAUCUCGCGAUGGUUCUGGCAGCACAGAACGCCGCAUAUCUACGACCGGUCUGCCAAGUGCUUUGCGGGAAUUCGUGAAUUCUGAUCGCACCCCUGCUUCAUUCCGAGCGUUCAUUGACAGGCAAAACCAGGAUCGAGAAAGACGCGCAAUGCAGAAUGAGAUUAGACGGCAAGCAUCAUUAGUAUCAGGUGAUAACUCCAUGGAUAUUGAAUCUGACAGAACUCUACGGACAAGCGCAGAUACAUUUUCUGGUCUGGAACGUCUGUCGCUCGCUCCUCGUCUUCCUACCACAAGCUACGAGACAGCCCCUAACGCUUGGGCUGAGCUUGAGGAGAUGUAUCGAACGCGAUUUCCUCGAGAAGCCCAGUCCGCAGCUCAAGCUGAGGGAGUGGAUGAAGAAAGUCGAGCCUCUGCUCAAAGAUCAAGACAGCAACCAUGGCGACCCUUGGAUGCACUUACUCGGCUCAGUCUUGAUGUAGGGAACGAUAAUAAUUUAUCGAGGCGAGAGCGAGAGGGUAGGAGCGAACCAGUUGAAACUAUGGGGCUCGCCUGGAGUGAGGAUGGCAAGUUACUGUAUGCUCUUUUUCCAUAUUCCAUAUUCCUGACGCUAACCUUUUCGUAGAUAUAUUGGAGCUGGAGAUGGUAUUCAUGAGUAUCAGGUGAAUUUGGCGGCACGGAAAAUUUUUCCUCAUCGUGUAUUACAAUAGUUGUAUAUUGGGAUUUGGAAGGUCAUUCGAGGGGAUUGGAGUCUAGGGGUUUAUCGGUGUAGGACGCAUACCAGAAUGCCCAUGAAAUAAUCUGUUUGAGAAGUACAAGGCUGACGAUUUAAUACCUUCUACUGAAUCCAUAAUUAGCCAUUACAAAUAUUCUUAGUUUAAUUGUCGCUCUUGAAAAAGCAAAUGGCAGCAACCUUGGAUAUUAGUACUCAAUGUUCAGUGAAAAGUCAUGUGAUACAUCGUGCCUCCGUGGUGCCUAAACUAAGCUGAUUUGAGCUUCACAUCCUUGUCUAGUUGCUUCUGAUGCCUUGAACUAAUUUCCAAACUAGAGAUAUAGAUGAGGUGGGAUAUCAAUAUAAAUAGUUAGGAUAGGUACUAGAUAUACGUCGAUCUAUAUGUAAUAUAUAUAUACAGCUCAUGCCAACUUAAAAAUCUAACUCAUCACACAAAUAUUCUUUUCCUUAAACUUUAUUAGCCGACCUCCUCAAUUUCCUCUCAACUAUUUCCUCGGAACCCCAACCUACCCAUCUCAUACUUCGACGGUCAUGGAAGGUAACCCUUCCCAACUCAAUCAGCUAGAACCAUCAUUUAGCAGUCGUGAGAUCGCUAAUCGAUUUGUGAUUCGAAGCUAUCUGAAUACCAUCAAAGUAAUAAAUACCAAGACAUUCCAAACUUCUGAAAAUUGAUAACAAGACUGAUCGUUAUCCAUGUAGUAUCGUUUUCAAGAUGAUCCCACCAUCUAUGAAAAAUUCAUAUACUCCACUGAAAACUUCCAAGAAGGUGGGAAUAUGUCAUCUGAAGAUCUUGAAAUGGUUCUCGAAGUGCUCUUUCGAGGUCAUGAUGAUUUGAUUCAGGAGUAUCAUGGUCUACGGCCUACUUUUGAGGAAGCGCGGACAUUUUUCAUGGAAAGGAAACGCAAAGAGAAGGAAGCGGAAGUUGAGGAGAUGAAAAAAAUCGCCGAUGCCACCCAAAGAGACCAUAUCCGAGCUUGCGAAGUGCAAAGUAAAUCCACCUUACUUGGUCUCCCAAGAGAGAUCCGAGAUGCAAUUUGGAAAGAUGUUAUUACCGAAAACAUAGUUCAUAUCUCGCGAGAUGUCGAUUCCUCAUCUUAUUCCUUCCAUUCGUGCGUAGCAUCUAGUGGUCUAAAAAGCUCCGCCUGCCCUUCUGGAAAAGGGGAUCAUACACAAUGUGCUACCACGGGCCCAUCCGAUUUCCCUUCUUAUCGUCUGAUAUGCAAACAAAUCAAUCUUGAGCUUCCAGACGCCCAAGGAAAUUUCUUUUCCGAAAGUGUUUUUCACUUUGAUGAUUUGAUGGAGGCGGAGGGAUAUCUUUUUGGAUUGAAAGAGUGUGAUCGAGCUGCUAUUACGCAUUUGAGAUUACCGAUCCCCUAUUCAUUAUCAACGGAAAAUAAAGAUUCGGGUCCGGAGUUUCAGGCGUGGGAAGCUACUAUGAAUUAUUUUAGUUGUCCUUGGGUGAGAGAAACGGUAAGUUUUUUUGUUAAAUUAAAUCUAUGGUCACUCUCCGGAAUUUGUGUAUAGGAUACUUUUACUUAUAUAUCUCAAUAUUAGCUCAAUAUCGGUGUCCACGAUAGAGACAAUACACAAUACCUAAGAGACCCAUGGUACUUCUACUAUUCCUCCUGCUACUAUCACCACAACCGCCACCGCAUGCAUAAAAAAUGGCAAAUUGGUUUCGGAAACACGAGCUGGGAUAUGGAUAUUGCAUCUCUGCGAUACAAAGCAGAACCCAAACUGGAUAUAGGAAUGAACUAUCCAGUAUCAGGUAAAUAAUUUAUCCUCCAUUAUCCCAACCCUUUUUUUCCCCCACUUCCUACAAACCACCUUCUUCCCAUCCCUCCAUUUUCCCAUCCUCUCACACACAUACAUCAAACACCGCACUCACCAAAAGCCCAGCCCAAUCCAUAUUCCGUCCCUACGACCCCUACACCUCCAGCGCACCCUUCCCAACCGAUCUCAACAAUCACCCUCUGUGGCUACGCUCUCUCCUCCAAUUUCGCCAAUAUUCCGGACUCAAUUUUCAUUUUUGGAAUGAGAAUGGUGUUACGAAUGUGCAUCGUCAUGAAGAAUUCAUAGAUGCCCUAACGGAACGGGUGUCGCGAUCGGAAAUCGGUCCGUGGAAGGUGGUGGAGUUUAGAGGGGGGAGGUUUGGAAAUCCAGAUGGGCAUUCUUUGAGGGAUUUGUAUUAGAUGGUUUGUGGUUCUGGAUGUGUGUGAAGUCACGCAAGUGUGUGGGUAUGGAAUACUUGAAAAUGUAGAUUGGCAUGUUGGGAGUUAGAAUUAGA
This is a messenger RNA of Sclerotinia trifoliorum, 5047 nucleotides long. The record is from the annotation of a GenBank genome assembly. NCBI's taxonomy places the organism in Eukaryota, Fungi, Ascomycota, Leotiomycetes, Helotiales, Sclerotiniaceae.